AUGCAAACUUUGAUCGUUUAUUUGGCUUUUCUCGUUCAUUAUUCGUUCUCAGGAAUUUUAUGCGAUUUUGAAUCUUACUGUAAUUGGUACUUCGAAAGUCCAUCAUUAAAAUAUUCAAGGGAUCCAAAUAAUAACUUCAAAAUUGUUGCUGGUUCCAGGAACUUAAAGCCAACGCAUUUUGCCUAUUACAAUGCAUCGAAGUCAAGAAUUGAGCCAGCCAUGAUUAUUAGUCCAUAUUAUCAACAUUUAUCUCCUCAAUGUGAAAUUCGUUUUUUGCAUCGCAUAUAUGGUGAUAGUGGAGCAUCAUUAGUUAUCACAAGUCAACAUCGUUCAACGAAUGAACCGCUUCAAUACAUCGAUUCAUACGAUUAUGACGAUAGUGAUUGGACUCGACCUACCUUACAUUCAACAUUCACCGUUCCACAGAAUCACGUCGAACUAUGGAAAGAAUCUGUUGUUCAUAUUGGACAAGCAACACAUCCAACGAGGAUUCGCAUCGAAUGUCAUUCACCACAUAUCAUCGAUCUUACUUUUAAUCAUAUCAACACUGAAUGUUUCAUUGAUAACAUUGAAAUGGUCGGAUGCGAAGAAGAGCUGUGGUAUGAAAACGUUUGUCAGUCCAAUCGAAGUAGAAAAUAUCUUUGUCAUCGCUAUGGCCACCGAAAAUGUAUUGACUAUGAUCAACUUUGUGAUAUGAAUAUUGACUGCCCGGAUGCUGAAGUACCAUUGGGUGCUCGGUGUACAUUUGAUGACGAUGACAGCAAAUGGCUAACUGGUUGUCCUGGUUGGAAAUUAGAAACAUAUUAUGUGCAUGGUGGAAAACCCAUCGAUGGUGAUCACCUGUUAAUGCGAUUUAACUCUAGUGAAGCAUUAGCACAUGCUUCAAUGAAACACAUUCCUUCCAGUGAUCAUACAUUUGAAAAUUUUAACAACAGUGGACAUUUUCUUUUUUUUACAUCUGAUCGAGAAGUCGAGUUGGACACAUUCACUGACACUAAAACAACAUAUUUUAUCUCUCCAAACUUUCCACCAACAAACCCUAUUUUUCUUGAUUCAUCAAUGCCAACAUUUGGUACUUGCAAAGUACGUUUUUAUUAUUGUGCUUAUGGUAAUGCUAUAUCAACUUUACAAUUAAUUGUACAACCAUUAAACGGACAACCUGCAAAAAUUAUAUGGACUCCUCCAUCCAAUUCCUUCACUGAUCAACGUUAUUAUUGCGAAUGGAUGAAAAUUUCUGCUGACUUACCUGAACAGAGGAGUGAAUAUUAUUUAAAGAUGAGUGUCAGCAAAAUUUUUGAUUCAACGAUCACUUUUGCUAUUGACGACAUUUCCAUGAGUCCUAAUUGUUUUAAAGCAGAGCAAAUAUGGCGAAAGCAAUAUAUACCAUUUUCAUACAACAUAAGUAGCUGUGGAUUAACCGGUUCAACUCCUCCAACACCUGAUUUGUGCAGUCAUUUUUAUAAUAAUACCGUUACGCAUACCAUAAUUCAAAGCAACGAUACAUCAGGUUAUCAUCGUUGGAUUGCUCCUAAGUCGGCUGAAUAUAGAAUCGAAGCAUAUGGUGGGUCUGGCGGACAGCUACCCUAUCAAACGAUAAACAACCAUGGUGGUCGAGUGGUAACAGUCGUUAAUUUAACUACAGCCAUGGAACUUGAAAUUCUAAUUGGACAAAUGGGCGAAAGUCCCUGCUAUCAUUCGUAUGGAAAAAUUAAAAAAGAAAAAUUCAAUGAUCAUCAAUAUUCGGCGUUGCAAUUCAUAUGUUCAAAUGAUAAUAGCGAUUGGACAACCGAAACGGCAAUAGCCAAUGCUGUUAUGUUUCCAGGUACAUCAGGUGGUGGCGCAACUAUAGUGAAAAAUCUUGGUCAAAUAAUUCUUGUUGCUGGAGGCGGUGGUGGCAUUUUUUCAGAACAUCUUAUCGCUAUUGAGAAAGUCGGAAUCAGUGCGAAAGGAGGUCUACCAACUGACGAAUAUGUUCCUAUAGAUUUUAGUCAAUACGGUAUAAGAAAUGGUAUUUCGUGGAUGUCAGGAAACGGAGCAGGGAUUAAUAAUAAAAAGGUGAAAACUGAAGAAUUAUGUGAAAACUGCAACAUAAUGACGGGUCAUUUAACAAAUACAUCAUCUGCUGGAGGUGAUUGUCCAGAAGUUUCGGUGUGGAAAAUUCGUGGUGGAUACGGUGGAGGCGGUGCAUCAUGCGGUCCUGGUGGCGGUGGAGGAGCUGGUUAUUAUGGCGGAAUAAGUGGUCAAAAAUAUCAUGGAUCAGGAGGAUGGAGCUAUGCUUUACACAGUGAUGCAAUUAUAAGUCCAGUGAUUUAUCCAUGUCGUCUUAAAUGUUCAUCGAAAGCCACAUGCCGUUUUCGUAUGAAUGAUCCAGAUAAAGUUGAAUCUUUCUGUUCAUGUCCUACUGGUCAAGAAGUUUUAGAAGAGGAAGAAUGUACUUUAUCUAAUGAACCGCAAAUGGUAAAAUUUCCAGAAAAUAGUGAAGUAGUUCUUAUUAUAUCAGUAUUGAUAUUUAUUGCCAUUAUUUUCGCCUUAUCAACUGUUUUUGGAAUCUUCUGUAUUUAUUUUCGCCGACGACUUAAAAAAGCAAAACGUGAAAAAGCUGAACUGAGUCGAGAAAUUGGAAUACCGUUAGGCCAAGGUGCGUUUGGUGAGGUUUAUGAAGGAUGUCUCAUCUGUGGUGAACAUAUUGUUCGAGUCGCUAUAAAAACUUUACCCAAAACUGCCACAAAACAAGCAAUUAAUGAUUUUGAAAUGGAAGCACUUAUUAUGACUAAAUUUCGUCAUGAAAAUAUAUGUGAAUUAAAAGGAGUUUGUUUUGAUGUUAUGCCUCGAUUGAUUGUUCUCGAACUGCUCGCUGGUGGUGAUUUGAAGUCAUUUUUGCGUGAAUGUCGGCCAAGAAAUGCUAGUGGAUAUAAUUUAUCUGUAUGUGAUUUGAUAGAGAUGGCACUUGAUGUUGCAAAAGGAUGUAAAUUUCUUGCUGAUAAUAGGUUUAUACAUCGUGAUAUAGCUGCUAGAAACUGUCUGCUAACGAAAAAAGAAAAAGGACGUGUUGUUAAAAUUGCCGAUUUUGGAAUGGCUCGUGAUAUUUAUAGGCAAGAUUAUUAUCGCAAAGGAGGUAAAGCAAUGUUACCCGUAAAAUGGAUGCCGCCAGAAGCUUUUCUAGAUGGAAUUUUCACUGUUAAAACGGAUGUUUGGUCAUUCGGUGUACUUAUGUGGGAAAUAUUUUCGCUAGGAUAUAUGCCUUAUCCAGGAAGAAAUAAUCAAGAAGUGAUGUCAUUAAUUGUAAAUGGCGGAAGGCUGGAACCUCCAAAUGGUGUUCCCGAUCGUUUAUACGACUUAAUGUUAUCAUGUUGGAAUACAGUUGAUAACGAUCGACCAAGAUUUGACGAAAUUAUUGAUAAACUUGAAGCGAUGCUUGGAGAUCCAUUAUUUCAAUCAUUACCAGUGCCAUCAAAUUUAGCUCAUUCCAUAAAUUCAACUAAACAGGAAAGUAGUCUAUCAAUUCCCGAAUUAUCUUGUAAUCUUGAAAAUCAAUCGCAAACUACUAUAAAUACCAUGCUUAAUUCGUAUACUGAUAACAAUAAUAUGAUGAGUGAUCCUAUGCCGACAAAAGGUGAUGGUGUUAAUUUUAAUGUAUGCAUUCCAUAUCAAUCACAAGGGCCUGAAACAUCACAUCCAGUUAAUUUAAACCGACUCGUGACAAUGGAUCGUGGCGAUACAUCACAUAGUGACGAUUCUGCGAUAACAUUAGCAAACAAUUCACAAGAAUAUUUUAGCAAGUUUAAUUACAUCGCUUGA
Dracunculus medinensis (Guinea worm) is the source of this 3798-nucleotide messenger RNA. The record is from the annotation of a GenBank genome assembly. Lineage: Eukaryota; Metazoa; Nematoda; Chromadorea; Rhabditida; Dracunculidae.